This is a messenger RNA of Chroicocephalus ridibundus (black-headed gull), 5079 nucleotides long. It is a transcript of the gene ENSA, whose product is annotated as endosulfine alpha. The record is from RefSeq and is a predicted model, not a curated record. Gene Ontology annotation, cellular component: cytoplasm. The coding region runs from base 2451 to 2831 and encodes 126 amino acids. The transcript has 3 exons. NCBI's taxonomy places the organism in Eukaryota, Metazoa, Chordata, Aves, Charadriiformes, Laridae. Gene Ontology annotation, molecular function: protein phosphatase inhibitor activity.
UGUGGGAUGCUGGGGGUUGGAUGGGGGUUACCGGCAUGACGGGUAGCGGGGCCGGGGGUCCCGGCGGGCGGCGGGGGGUCGUGAGGUGCGAGAAUGCGCCCCGCUGCCGAGGGUCCGGGCGACCAGCCCUGGCUGCGGCUCGUUGGCUGCCCCUGCGGGGCAGAGCUGCCUGCAGGCAUCGGGGGGCCGGGCUGGGCGAUGGCUCCAGCGGCUGCCGCGUCCCCGGGCGCGGGCCUCACCCCCCGCCACCCCGAUCCGUGGGACCCGGCAGAGCUGCUGCCUUCCCCUGCUGCGGCCGCUCUCAGCCCUUGCCCCGCCGCCAGCGCGGCCUCGCAGCUUUUCCCCCUUCCCUGGUGUUAGUUUAGCGCUGGGGUGGGCGUAGGAAUAGGAGGCAGAUGUGCUGCUUUUUGGGCACCGGGAGGAGGCGAUGGGCGCUCCUCCGUGGGAGAGGGACAUGGAGGCGCUGCCGUGGGCGGCCCCGGGAUCCGCUGGCAGGUGUUAAGGACGCCGCCGCGGCGUUGGCCCUGCCGGGUGCCGCAGGAGAAGUGAUGCCCGUGAGGUGGGCGAGCAGCAGGGUGCAGGGCGCUCACCAGACAGUGCAGGAGGGAUGGGGUGGCGGAAGACAGUAGCAUUUACAGCCGGGCAGGGAGGAAGAAGACUUGGAGAUAAAGAACUGAGGAGAGCAGGCUGAGACGAUGGAAGGGCCGCAAGGGCAAAGCUUCAGCUCCUGUUGCCAAAAUCCCCCUCGACCCAUCUGGUGUUAGGGCUCGUGGGGUGCCUGGCUCUGGGGCAGGGCCGAGUGGCAUGCAUUGGCCAUGGCUCCUAUUCCUGGAGCUGUCAUGGAGAUGAGUGAGAAGAGCCAGGCUCCUUCAGGCCGUGCGUGGGUGCAGCAAGCAGAAGCUGAAGAUCGUGACGAGACUCCCAGCACUUUCCCCGCCUUCACUCUCCCUUCAAUCCCCUGGGAACCCCCAUGGAUGGGGGCGUGAGGAGGAGCUUGUGCGGUUGGGGAUGUGGGAUGUGCUGAGCCUGCACAUCACGCUGCUGCUGCCAGCUCCAGUUGUCCCAGUUGUGACUGUUGGGAGCUGCCAUUAACUCAGGUUUGCUUUGUCUUUUUGAGGCACAGCUGAGGAGCCAUUUCACGGCAGCCUUUGCAGGCAUGCUCUCACAGCCACUGUGGCCGCAGGGCCGCAGCUGUGCUGCGAAGAGCUGCUCCCCCGGCUCAGCACCAGUGAAGGAUCGUGUUGGAAACCUCCUGCAGUCUGGCAAUGCUUUCUAGCCUGGGGGCUUGCAGGCUCCAGCUCUGCUCUUGGCCACCUGGGAAGGGAAGUCCUGGCAGUCGAAUGCACAGGAGCGCGUCCCCAUAAUGCCACCAGGCCGAGCUUCAGUGCCUCGUCCUUGGGGAGCCCAGGACUCCCAUCCCACCAGCCUCCACCGGCUGCAUCCUGCCAGCUUGCUGGUCCUGCCUGAUACUGAGAGCUUUCCAGCUUCACGGAUGGGGCAAAGGCUCGUCGUGGCUGCGUUCUGCUGUGCUGGUUGCGUGGAGCGGGCCGUCUCCGUUGGGCUGGGAGCUGUUCAGGGCCUCAGCGCUGGGGAGAAGAUGCGCACAGCAUCCGUCGGUGCUGCCAGGCUGGCAGGAGCAGAGCUGCUGCUACCAAGUCUGCCAACAUCGUCCCUGCUGGAAAGGGGACAGCGAUGAAAAACCACCCCUUGCCAACAUCCUGUGAAACAGCAACUCGGGUUUAUACGGUGGCUUGGCCCCAGGUGGCGACUGGUGGAGGUGGCCAGCAGUGACAUCUUCCCAUUGGAGCUGGGCCAGCGGCCAGCUAGGACUCAGCCUUGCCAUGGGUGAGGCUCUCCAGGCCCUGCUGGGACCCUGACUCCUACCCACCCCAGACCAAAUUCCUGUCCCCAGACCUGCAGUCCUUCCCUGGAGGGAGGUAUGCAUCUCCCCAAAGAGAGAAGCUGGUGGCUGGGGAACAGAUCCCAAGCCCUGUACUGGGAACCCGCCGUGGGGCAUUGCUGCUCAUCUGAUAGCUGGGCUGGGGGGAGGCGUGGAUCUCGGAGCUCCUGCAGAGGUGCCAGGUGACAACCAGGCACCUGCCACAAUUGGCCCCAAGGGUCCCAGGCUUCGAGCAGGCUGGGUGGCUUCCUGGAGCAUCCUGAAACUCCUGUGGCUGUGAAACAGGUGCUAAAAUGCUGCUUUGCUACCUGUGCCGGUUGUCAUUCCCAAUAAGUUCCCAGUAAAUUGGUUUUGGAGCAGAAGGGUGUCUUCCAUCUCAGCUGUACUGCAACGGGGUGCAGCAAGGCUGAACCCUCCCAGCACCGCAGUGUGCUGCCACAGCCCGUCAUGCCAGGCAGCUCUGGACUGAUGUCUGUUGAUGCUGGUCCGGGGAAGGCGCUUGUCCAGCAGCGAUAUGUGGUGACAUUUUAAGCACAAUUUGCAAAGCGAAAUGUCAGCGCAAGCACCUGCAGGAGCUCCCAUCUGGGAAGAAAGCAGGCAGAAGGGUCUCUGCCUCUUUCCACAGGUGCUGGAGGACACACAAGAGAAGGAAACCGUCACCCCUGAGAGAGCAGAAGAGGCGAAACUGAAGGCUAAAUACCCCAACCUAGGCCAGAAGCCUGGAGGCUCCAACUUCCUCAUGAAGAGACUGCAGAAGGGGCAAAAAUACUUCGAUUCUGGUGACUACAACAUGGCCAAGGCAAAGAUGAAGAACAAGCAGUUGCCAAGUGCGGGGCCAGACAAGAACCUGGUGACAGGAGACCACAUCCCCACACCGCAGGACCUCCCGCAGAGAAAAUCCUCCCUUGUAACCAGCAAGCUGGCAGGGUAGCCUGCACUCGCAGGCUAGGUUUUUUCCUGUUUUCUUUUUUCCUUUUGGCUAAAUGGAUUGAACUUCACUGUACCAUAGGGACAGGAGCACCAGAAUCCACAUAGUUAUUUGAGUAUUUGCAGCAAACACACACCAAAACCGAGAAGGCGAGUGAGAGGUGUCAGUAGCCUGGGACGCCCGGGCAGAUUUGAUCAGGCCGUUCCUUUUAGCGAGUCAGUUUGCUGCCUUAAUUUUCCUGCUGUUUGAAACCAUCCUCGCUUGCAGAGCCACUGAAGCGCUGCCUCCUCGCUGGGGGAGUCGAGCAUCUGUGGGAGAAACUGCUCUUUGCUUGGCGCUGGGUAGGAGGGGAGAGCUCAGGGCUGUGGCGCGUGGAUGCUUUUCAGGCAUCAGGUGUCUGCAGAGGAAGAACUGGCUGGGCAAAAUGUGUGAUACGUGAUCUGGAAGUUUAGUUAGGUAUGUAUGUUAGAGCUUCUAAGGGAAGAAAUUAGCUGAUAUGCAAAAAAAUCCAUGUCUGGCUGUCCCCUGGGAUCUGCCCCUGCUUCCACAGAGCAGCUGAGCUCGCAGGAGGGGAUGACACGUCCAGCGGCUGCGAGAGGCGCUGGGCAGUGUUUGAAAUGGUCCUGGUGGCUUGGAGCAGUGACGAGGCGUUUGCUAUUUCGGGGAUAUCCGAGUGCGGCUGUGCUGGAGGGAUGCGGUGUGAGGCUCGCAGCUGCCCCAGAGGGUUUGGGGGCAGCUUCCCUCUCCCUGGUCACUUCUAGCCGGCGAGGCUGUCUGCCUUGGCAACGGGGAGAGAUGGCUCCUCUCCCUGCUGCCAGGUAGGCAGCAAAAGGUGGUGAGCCGAAUCCCGCCGGCAGCUUGGCACAGAGCGGAGUGUGGCCAGGCGGGCAGAGCCCUCUCCGGUCGCAUGCAGCCCCCGCCUGAUGCCCAGACGUUGUCGCUUGCAAAAUGGGGGCUGUCAGCAGCUGGAGAGAUGGACGUGAGCCGUUGGAGCCUGUCUCCGGAGGGAGAGAGGCAGGACUGGGAAUAACCGCCCUGGAAGGAAAAAAAGCACCAGAGACAGAGAGCAUGGAGAUUAGGAAGAGAGGAGCGUAGAGGCAAACCUGUGUUCACAGUGUCAGGCACCCCAAACUUGGAUUUCUUUCUACCUUUUUUUUUCUUCUUGCCUUUUAUUUGUUCCAGGCCUGAAAAAAACCCAAAAAACAAAACAAAAAAAACCCCAAACAAACACACACACACACACCCCCGCCCCCAAACCACAGCUGUGAUGGCUGCAGUAUGCAACAUGAUGCGCGUGCUCGGUGCGUGUACUGUCCGCUCCUCAUGCCGCGGAGGUGAGGCGGCCUCCUGUCCUGUGCAGCGGAGGGGCUCGGCGUGCCAGUGCCGGGGCAGCCCUGAACGGGCCUGGUUUAGGCCUGGUUUUGAAGGCGUGUGGGCGAAAGGAAGUUGAGGGGAUGUCUUUUCUUUUUUCCUUUUUUCUUUUUUUUCCCUUUUUUUCUUUAUUUCAUUUUUUUCUUUAUUUCAUUUUUUCUUUAUUUCCUUUUUUCUUUAUUUCCUUUUUCCCUUUUUCCUCUUUUCACCCUUUUUUCUUUUUUCUCUUUUCUCUUUUCUCUCCUCCUUUUCUUUCCCCCCUUUCCCUUCUUUCCCCCUUUUUUUCCUUUUUCCUUUUUUUUUUAGUUUUUUUCCCUCAUUUUCUUUUUUUCUUCUGUUUUUUUCUUCUUUUCUUUUGGGGAUUCCCAUCAGGUCAGGAGAAGCCAAGGCAGGGAGGCAACUGGCCAUGCUCUGCAUGGGCACAGCUUUCCUUACGUGUGUUCUUGGCUGGCUGACUCGGGCCUUUGCUUUCCUGCUGCUGGCUGGAGCGAGGAAUAUGGUGUUGCUUUCCAGGAGAGUGUUUGCCAGGGGUGUGCUGGAAUGCUUGCGUCUGCCUUCGGGUGGUUCGGAGCAAGCCAGCCACGGCUCCACUCACCAGGGCACCAUGAGCCAGGGGCUCUGUUGCCAGCCCCGUGGCUCCAGAGGAUAGUUUUCUCUUUGUGGAGCGGGCAAGGAGCGUAGCAGGAUUGGGGGCUGCCCGCUUGUAACCAUGGGUCCGUGCUUCGGUCUCUGUCGCCUUUCCCAACCCUGUAUGACCUGGCUGGGGCAGCACUGGCUGUGGCUGUGCAACCUCCUUGGAUGUUCUGCUGUCUGUCCCAGCCAUGUUGUAAAUAGAUAUAAAUCAUAUAUAUAAAAAUAUAUAUAAUUUUUUACAUGUUCA